AUGAGUAGUCCCCGAGCGUUGGCAGACCAAUCAAAGUACUGUCGCUUCCACCGGCAACGUGGGCAUGACACGGAACAAUGUCGGGAAUUGAAAAGACAGAUCGAGGAACUCAUCCGUAGAGGACACCUCGACCAGUACCUCCGCCCAGACAAGGAACCUUCGCCAUGCCCGGAAGGUCCCAUCGAACGACACAUCGACGUAAUAACCGGAGGCCCCGCGUCCGGUGGGGAUUCCAUGGCCAGAAAGAAGGCGUACGCCCAAGCCGCCUCGGCCGAAGCUCCCAGAUACACGCCCGGACCCAGCGUCACCUUCCCGGCCAGGACAUAUGAACAGGCCGAGCACGACGAUGCGCUCGUGAUAUCAGCCAGAAUCGCCAAUGCGUAA
Musa acuminata AAA Group (dessert banana) is the source of this 384-nucleotide messenger RNA. RefSeq lists its product as uncharacterized. The transcript has a single exon. The record is from RefSeq and is a predicted model, not a curated record. Bases 1 to 384 code for a protein of 127 amino acids. Lineage: Eukaryota; Viridiplantae; Streptophyta; Magnoliopsida; Zingiberales; Musaceae.